UUUAAAUUGCUAUUAUAAAUAAAUUUAUAUUAUUACUUUCAUGUUUUAUUUAUUAAUAAAAUAUGAAUUGUACUGUAUUAAAACAAAGCAGGAAUAGAAUUGGAAAGCUAGUCUUAUUUAGGGAAUUUCAAGAUAUUUUGGCAAUUAGAAUUUCAUAUAGUCUUAUUUGAGAAAUUCCCUUGCAUAAACUCUUAAUGGAAUAAUUAAGAUAUUAGUAAUAACGUGAAGCUGAUUUCAAUGUAGGUGGCCUUAUGGGAUUUAGUAGAGUUGCUUGGAAAAUGACGAACCUCAAGCCGAAUGGUUCAUGCGCAUAUAUUACCUUCAGAUAUAACAGCUCUAAUGGUGAUCAAGGUUUUCCUGGGGAUGUUAGAGCGGAAGUGACCUAUAUUAUAAAUGAAAAUUAUCACUUGAGUAUAAACAUGAAGGCCCAAACUCUGAACAAAGCAACUCCAAUGAACAUGGCCACACACCUAUAUUGGAACCUGAAUGGCCAUAUGAGUGGCAAUAUUUCAUCCGAACAGCUGCAGCUAUUUGCUUCUAAGAUCACUAAUGUGGACGAAGAGCUAGUUCCGGACGGUACCUUCUCAGUAGUCAACAACACACCCUACGAUUUUCAUGAACCCGUUAAGAUCGGGACACAACUCGAAAAACUUCCCGACCCAACGAAAGUCGGGUCGGUGCGCGGUUUCGAUAUCAACUAUGUAGUGGAUGGGUACCAGGAAAGUGAUAAACAUAGGAUGAAGAAAGUGGCAAUUUUGUACGAUGAGAAGUCAGGGAUAAAGAUGGAGUUGAAUGCAACUGCCCCGGGAGUUCAACUCUUCACAGCUAACAGCUUGAAGGAUAGGAAAGGAAAAGAGGGAGCACUUUACCAGGCAUAUGCUGGCGUGUGCUUGGAGACACAGGACUUCCCUGAUGCUGUGAACCAUAAAAAUUUCCCCACCACUAUAAUCACGAAGGAUAACCCCUAUUAUCAUUCAAUGUCUAUUUCUUUCACUACUAUGUAGAAAGAAUUUGAAGUGUUUUUUAAAG
This is a messenger RNA of Cuscuta epithymum, 1029 nucleotides long. Lineage: Eukaryota; Viridiplantae; Streptophyta; Magnoliopsida; Solanales; Convolvulaceae. The record is from the annotation of a GenBank genome assembly.